This is a messenger RNA of Penicillium mononematosum, 1122 nucleotides long. RefSeq names its product putative mitochondrial carrier protein. The transcript has 3 exons. Gene Ontology annotation, cellular component: mitochondrial inner membrane. NCBI's taxonomy places the organism in Eukaryota, Fungi, Ascomycota, Eurotiomycetes, Eurotiales, Aspergillaceae. Gene Ontology annotation, molecular function: S-adenosyl-L-methionine transmembrane transporter activity. The record is from RefSeq and is a predicted model, not a curated record. The coding region runs from base 1 to 1122 and encodes 373 amino acids.
AUGUACAACACUCCUUCCGAUAUUUGGGUUGCAGGCGCAUUUGCUGCAGUUGCAGUCGAUUUCAUCGUCUACCCAUUCGACACACUCAAGACCCGUGUCCAGUCCCCAGACUAUGCGAAGGUCUUCAAAGAUGCGCGCACAGGAGCGGUGCGGCGCAAUCUACUCUUCCGAGGAUUGUACCAAGGCGUCUGGAGUGUGGUUUUCUCGACUAUUCCAGCUUCCGGCGCAUUCUUCACCACAUACGAAGCCGUGAAGAGCAUUAUGUACAAUUCCUCAGCAGAAGCUCCCACGAGCAUUAAAGAUGGCAAGAGGGUCUUCCCGGAUGGCUCUCUGAAUAGUCUUCGCUUGCCUUUCACACAUUCCCUUCCGACUCCAGUUAUGCAUGGAAUUGCCUCUUCAACCGGGGAGAUGGUAUCAUGUCUCAUGCUCACGCCGGCAGAGGUACUAAAGCAAAAUGCGCAGAUGAUCCAAGGUUUCCAAACAAACACAUCUGCCAUGCGACAAGUACUUUUGCGAUUUCGACGUCAUCCUUGGCGUCUAUGGAGUGGAUAUACGGCACUGGUUGGUCGGAACCUCCCAACCACAGCUUUGCAAUUUCCGCUCUUUGAGUAUGUGCGAUCACACCUGAUUAACCGGCGGAGACAACGGAAAGCGAAUCGCAGCCACACCGGCCGACCGCCAUCGGAACAGUCAGAUCAACUAGUCGAACGGGCCGGCUUGACGGGUAUAGCUGCGGCAAUUUCGGGGACGGUUGCGGCAACAGUGACUACCCCAAUUGACGUGAUCAAGACCCGCGUCAUGCUUUCGGCAAGUGAUGCUGGUGCUAGUUCCCAAAAUCAAAGUACUCGGGCUGGUUCUCGUGGCAGUGGGGCAGUAUCUUCGGAGACACGAACAAAGACCAAAUCUCUUAUAUCUGUUGGUCGUGAUAUUAUACGAUAUGAGGGCAUCCGUGGCUUGUUUAAGGGCGGAUUAAUACGGGCUGGUUGGACGGCAAUUGCAUUGGGUCUGUACCUCAGUCUUUAUGAAGGAGGCCGCUUUUAUCUGGAGAAUCGACGGAAGGAGCGGGACCUUGUCAAUGGAAAGCUUGGAAGGCCAACUGAUGAAGGUGUUGAAGGGCUCUAG